AAAUCGUAAAUAGUAAACAGGUUUUUUUAUCACUCACAUGAAUAAAAUCCGUUUGAAAUUAACGAAAUAUAGAAUUGUAUUUGUGGAAAAUUAGUACUGCUAAUAAAAUUCUCAUUAUUGAUCAAAUGAACGUUUCGUUAAUAAAUUAAUGACAUACGUGUCACUUUUAUUUAUUUGAUAUCUUUUAUGAAAUUUUACUAUACUCCAAAUGUUGGUAUUGUUUAUUUAUAAAUAGUAAACGGGAAAUAUAAAAUUACACGAAUAAUGUAGUAAUGUAAUACUAUGUAGACGAUAACAUCAUUUGACAAAUGUCACCGUUGAUAAACGUCAGCUCAUCUUUAAUUGUUUGCUGAGUAAUAAACGAUUAUAAAUUUUUAAAAAUGUCUAUAAGUAUCGAUAUUAAGCUGAAACGAGCAAGUAAAAUAUAUCACGAAGGGGAAAUAGUCGCUGGUGUUAUAUUGUUAAAAACAAAUUCGGAUGUUAAGCAUGAUGGAAUAUUUCUAAGCAUGGAUGGUUCAGUGAAUUUACAACUUAGUUCGAAGAAUUUUGGCAUAUUUGAAGCUUUUUAUAAUUCCGUAAAGCCUAUACAACUAGUACAAUAUACUUUAGAUGCUGCGCCAAGUGGUAAAAUACCAAGUGGAAAAACAGAAAUACCUUUUGAAUUACCAUUGAAACCCAGAGGAACUAAAUCUUUGUAUGAAACGUAUCAUGGAGUUUUUGUAAAUAUACAAUAUCUGAUUCGUUGUGAUAUAAAACGAAAUUUCUUAGCAAAGGAUGUAAGCAAAACAUUGGAGUUUAUAGUGGAAGACAAAGUGCCUUCUAAGAUGGAAAGAGAACCCAGCAAAGUAGAAACUUUCAAAAUCAUGCCAGAACUGUUACAGAAUGCAAGAGAUAGAACUAAUGUACCUAGAUUUUGUAUUUCAGGAAAACUAAACACAUUGUACUGUAAGAUUUCUGAACCUUUAACAGGAGAGGUAGUGAUCGAACAUUGCGAAGCUGUGAUAAAAUCAAUAGAACUUCAAUUGGUCAGAGUAGAGACAUGUGGUUGUGCAGAAGGAUAUUCUAGAGAUGCUACAGAGAUACAAAAUAUACAAAUUGGAGAGGGGAAUCCUUGUACAAAUUUGCCUAUACCAAUAUAUAUGAUAUUCCCCAGAUUAUUUACAUGCCCUACAUUAAGUACAAGUAAUUUUAAAGUCGGUAAGAUUGCUUAUUUUUAUUUUGCGUGCAUAAAUCAAUUGUAUUUCUGCAUUUGUUUGUACAAAUUAUAUUUUGUUACAGAAUUUGAGGUAAAUCUUAUCAUAGUGUUUGAAGAUGACUACCUAGUCACAGAAAAUUUUCCUAUAAUAUUGUCAAGGUACUAGAGUUUCUAUCAACAUAUACAUUAUUUUGUAUAAAUUAUGUAUAUUAUUUACAAAUUGUAUAUAUUUCUAGUAAUAAAUGCAAUUUUAUGUUGGACUUUAAUAAGAAUUGUGUAAGAAAAAAACAGGGGGAUUAAUACAUAUA
This is a messenger RNA of Nomia melanderi (Alkali bee), 1503 nucleotides long. Its product is annotated as vacuolar protein sorting-associated protein 26C. Lineage: Eukaryota; Metazoa; Arthropoda; Insecta; Hymenoptera; Halictidae. The record is from RefSeq and is a predicted model, not a curated record. Gene Ontology annotation, biological process: intracellular protein transport.